CUUUUCUGCAAGCGGGUUUCUUAUUAUGCGAUUUGAAUUACGGAUUCCUUUUUUUUUCUGCCUGAUUGGGGGUUAGUGCAACUCCGCUGGGACCCGAUGUUACGGGACUAAGGCUGAGAAUUACCAGCUCCCGUUUCUUAUCGUUGUCGCUGUCUCUUACUGUAGUCUCUCUCUCUCUCUCUCUCUCUCUCCACUCCCAUUGAGAUCAUUACUACGGAGUAUGUCUUUUUGCCUUCUUUCUUCAUCGCUCCCUUCUCUUCUUCCAUUCCACCCCCCCCGGUCUUCCCACCUUUUCAACUCUCACUUAAGACUACAUACAUUACAAUCUCUGCCCUUGUCUUCUAUUUCUUUCUCACCCUCUACUACUAUCCCUCAUCCUCAUCAUUCUUCACACCUGCCUCUUUUCCUUAUUAGUACACCUGCCAGUCGCGUGCCUGCAGACGCACCCGGCCGUUCUUCCGCUUUGGGCUCCCGCUCGAACUGGGGCUCUUCUACGGAGUACGCACCAGUGACUGCCCCCAAUACCCAGUGCCCACUGCCCACUGCCAACACAGCACAGCACAGCAAAAGUGGUUCUCAUCGCUAGCGGAUACCCUUAUAUAUUCUUCAGCGGAGUCCACUCUUCCGUUGGGAGAGGUGUCUAUCAGACGCUUUUCUCUUUUUCUCUUCCCUGGCCCUCUUUCUAUUUAUCCAUGUA
Aspergillus fijiensis CBS 313.89 is the source of this 697-nucleotide messenger RNA. RefSeq lists its product as uncharacterized. Lineage: Eukaryota; Fungi; Ascomycota; Eurotiomycetes; Eurotiales; Aspergillaceae. The transcript has a single exon. The record is from RefSeq and is a predicted model, not a curated record. The coding region runs from base 221 to 586 and encodes 121 amino acids.